Molecule: messenger RNA, 2131 nt
Organism: Nematolebias whitei (Rio pearlfish)
Lineage: Eukaryota; Metazoa; Chordata; Actinopteri; Cyprinodontiformes; Rivulidae
Gene: gne
Product: glucosamine (UDP-N-acetyl)-2-epimerase/N-acetylmannosamine kinase
Exons: 12
Coding region: 44-2131 (695 amino acids)
Biological process (GO): UDP-N-acetylglucosamine metabolic process
Molecular function (GO): N-acylmannosamine kinase activity; hydrolase activity, hydrolyzing O-glycosyl compounds; UDP-N-acetylglucosamine 2-epimerase activity
Source: RefSeq, a predicted model, not a curated record
GGCAACGUGCAACAGAGCAGAUUACUCCAAGUUAGCCCCCAUCAUGUUUGGGUUAAAAUCUCAUCCAGAUGAGUUUGAACUGGAAGUUGUGGUGCUUGGUUCCCAUCUCAUUGAUGACUAUGGAAACACUUAUCGCAUGAUUGAGCAGGAUGAUUUUGACAUUGGCUCCAAGCUCCACACCAUUGUUAGAGGAGAAGAUGAAGCGGCUAUGGUGGAGAGCGUUGGGCUGGCAUUGGUGAAACUCCCUGAUGUCCUACAGAGACUGCACCCUGACAUCUUGGUGGUACAUGGCGAUCGUUUUGAUGCUCUUGCGCUGGCAACCGCUGCAGCGCUGAUGAAUAUCAGAAUAUUUCAUUUGGAGGGAGGAGAGGUUAGCGGAACAAUUGAUGAUUCAAUCCGCCAUGCGAUCAGUAAACUGGCCCAUUACCAUGCCUGCUGCACACGUAUGGCCGAGCAGCACCUCAUUGCAAUGUGUGAGGACCACUCUCGCAUCCUCUUGGCCGGCUGUCCCUCAUACGAUAAGCUGCUGUCAAGUCAACACAGAGAGGACUACAUGGAUAUCAUCCGAAGCUGGAUAGGUGACACUGUACAGAACAAUGACUAUAUUGUGGCGUUGCAGCAUCCUGUCACCACAGACAUCCAGCACUCCAUAAAGCUCUAUGGACUAAUGUUGGAUGCACUAAUCUCCUUCAACAAGAAGACACUCAUUCUAUUUCCUAACAUUGAUGCAGGGAGCAAAGAGAUGGUCCGUGUCAUGAGAAAGAAGGGCAUUGAGCAGCAUCCAAACUUCAGGGCAAUAAAGCACAUUCCUUUUGAGCAGUUCAUCCAGCUCGUUUGUCACGCUGGCUGCAUGAUUGGAAACAGCAGCUGUGGAGUGCGUGAGGCUGGUGCUUUUGGCACACCUGUCGUUAACCUGGGAACCAGACAAACCGGCAGAGAAACUGGUGAGAAUGUGUUGCACGUCAGAGAUGCUGACACGCACAAUAAGAUCUAUCAUGCACUGGAGCUACAGUUCGGAAAGAGAUAUCCCUGCUCUAAAAUUUAUGGCGAUGGAAAUGCGGUGGCGCGUAUUCUGAAGUUUCUGCGAACUGUUGACCUGGACGAGCCCCUGCAGAAGACCUUCUGCUUCCCUCCUGUGAAGGACUCCAUCUCUCAAGACAUCGAUCAUAUCCUGGAGACCCAAAGUGCUCUAUCUGUUGAUCUGGGAGGAACCAACCUCCGUGUGGCAAUUAUUUGCAUGAAGGGCAACAUAGUCAAAAAAUACACUGAAGCCAAUCCAAAGGCUUAUGCUGACAGGAUUCGACUGAUAUUAAAAAUGUGUAAAGAUGCAGUGCGGGAUGCUGUGCACCUCAACUGUAGGAUACUUGGUGUUGGAAUUUCCACGGGUGGGCGUGUAAACCCACAAGAAGGUGUUGUCCUUCACUCCACGAAGCUGAUCCAGGAGUGGUCCUCUGUGGACCUGAGGACACCCAUCUCAGAUGCUCUAGGCCUACCUGUCUGGGUCGACAACGAUGGAAACUGCGCCGCGUUGGCUGAACGAAAGUUUGGUCAUGGCAGAGGAGUGGAAAACUUUGUUACCGUCAUUACGGGAACAGGUAUUGGGGGAGGAAUUAUCCAUCAAAAUGAGCUGAUCCAUGGCAGUACCUUCUGUGCUGCUGAGCUGGGUCACAUCAGGGUUUCACUGGAAGGUCCUGAGUGUUCCUGUGGCAGCCAUGGAUGCAUCGAGGCUUACGCAUCUGGCAUGGCCCUGCAGAGAGAGGCCAAAAGACUGCAUGAUGAUGACCUGCUGAAAGUAGAAGGGAUGGAUAUAAAACUGUCCGAGCCAAUCACUGCUGCCCACCUCAUCCAUGCAGCCAGAAUGGGAAACUCCAAAGCAGACACUGCUCUUCACAAAGCGACCACGGCACUUGGUGUGGGGAUUGUAAACAUCCUGCACAUAGUCAACCCCUCACUGGUGAUUCUGUCAGGAGUUUUGGCCUCUUACUACAAGGAGCCGGUACAGCGCAUCAUCUCAGAGAGAGCACUCUUCUCCGCCCAGAGCAUCAAGGUCGUCGCUUCUGACUUAGAAGAACCAGCUUUACUUGGAGCUGCUAGUAUAGUGUUGGACUAUGCAACAAGAAGGACAUAUUAA